ACACAGGGCGUAUUUACCACAAGGCAAACAAGGCAUUUGCCUAAAGGAGCAUUUUUCAGGGGGGCAGCACUGUCCCCCUGGAAGAAGGGACGGAAGAAGGGACACAUGCGGCAUGGGGACCAGGUGGGAUCCGAGAGAGGCUGCGGACUGCUUGAUAGUUUAUGGAGAGCCAGACUCUUGUUCUCUGGGAUGUCUGGAGCUGUGAAGGUGAAUGUCUUUCUCUCUCUCGCCGGGGGGGUGGGAGAUGGGCAGGGGUGCUGUUAGUUAAUGUCAGGCUCUCUCCAUGUGGGGG
Molecule: messenger RNA, 292 nt
Organism: Staurois parvus
Lineage: Eukaryota; Metazoa; Chordata; Amphibia; Anura; Ranidae
Source: the annotation of a GenBank genome assembly